UCAAUCUGAACAAGGAAACAAGAAAUUGGAGGCCAGUAGCCCGGCCCGAGGUCCGUAAUCAGACAGCGACUCUCGCCUUCAGUCGCAGAUUGCUACUCGUCUUCACCACAAAGGAGGAUAUGGAUAUGCUUCUUCUCCGUCUUCUUCCAUGAUAAUUGUAAUUUUUGUUAGCUGUUAUGAAUGAACAUCAUGGGGUAUCACAAUGGAUCGUAUCAGCAAAGUUGACAAUAGCAAAAAUAAGCAAUGUCAAAAAGCCAGUUAUUCAACAGAUAAGGAGUACAUGCCUCCUUUUCUUUACACAGGUUUCAAUGAUCAUAAAAGGAUUGUUCAGGAGAUAUGAAAGAUGGAAUCCUGUACACCCCACUUUUGGAGCCUUUUGGGGCAUGGGAGUAGGAUUUGGCUGUGGAGUUGGAUGGGGUCCUGGGUUUGGUCCUGAAGUGGUUGGUUAUGUUGGUGCUGGCUGCGGUGUUGGAUUUAGCGUGGGCAUUACUCUUUUUGGUUUGGGAAUUGGUCUUCCUGCUAAUAACAUAUUUGAAGUUCCUUAUAACGCUAUUGUGGCAACAAGGCGUCAUGCAUUACCAUUUGUCCAAUCUGGUGGUCUUCUUUCUGGGGAUGGUUGGAAUAACAUUGCACCUAGCAUCUCUGUUUUGCAUAGAGAAACCAGCAGAAGAUUUUCUAGCCUUAAUAAAAAAGUUCUCUUGGAUAAUGGGGUUGACUUAUUCAAAAUGCAGAGCAAGUUGAAUGUUCAGGCCAAGUCAUUUUCUAAGGAUUUAGAAACACUUUGUAGUCGCUUCUUCCACUAUCGCGAAGGUCCAAAAGAUUGAUGUCAGCAUGCUCAACUAUUUUAGCCCAUGCAUAAUAUGAAGGGUAUGUUCCGUCGGAGGUUAAAGGAGGUUAACAGUUAAAGACACUUUAACUUUUUUUUACCCUUGUUUUGGUAUGUAUUUUGUUAAAGGGUUAAUAUAACCUCUUGUAGUGCAUUUUUAUUAACAUCCUAUCCUUUAGAUUAAAGAGAGUUAAAAGUAACAUAAAUAAAAUUCAUCAUUCCCUAUAA
Ricinus communis (castor bean) is the source of this 1054-nucleotide messenger RNA. RefSeq names its product cadmium-induced protein AS8. The record is from RefSeq and is a predicted model, not a curated record. The coding region runs from base 177 to 824 and encodes 215 amino acids. Lineage: Eukaryota; Viridiplantae; Streptophyta; Magnoliopsida; Malpighiales; Euphorbiaceae. The transcript has 6 exons.